This is a messenger RNA of Mobula hypostoma (lesser devil ray), 7711 nucleotides long. It is a transcript of the gene clip1a, whose product is annotated as CAP-GLY domain containing linker protein 1a. The coding region runs from base 529 to 7146 and encodes 2205 amino acids. The transcript is spliced from 27 exons. The record is from RefSeq and is a predicted model, not a curated record. Gene Ontology annotation, cellular component: microtubule plus-end; nucleus; cell cortex. Lineage: Eukaryota; Metazoa; Chordata; Chondrichthyes; Myliobatiformes; Myliobatidae. Gene Ontology annotation, molecular function: microtubule plus-end binding. Gene Ontology annotation, biological process: positive regulation of microtubule polymerization; cytoplasmic microtubule organization.
CUAUUUCCAGCAUUAUUUAAAUUACCACUGGCUUUUAUCAUUGCAGACUCACUACACCCGAGAGCUGCCCCGCAGACGAAGCAGUGCCCGGGUUAAUUAAAAGAUAAGGCAAUAAAAAGGCGUUCUCCCGGUGUCAUCACAAACCGUACCUGUGCGUAUGCAUCACGCUCAGUGAGUGUCUAGCCGCCUUGUGCCGGAGCCCAGCCGCGCUUGGCGUUGAUCAGUCCAGAGUCCACCCGCUUACCGCAGGCCGAGACGGCCCGGCCCGGCCCGGCCCCGCUCACCCGCCUCUCCCUCAGACGGCCGCCCGGCUGGAGGCGGGCUCUGACGUCAGUUCACUCACUCACUCACUCUCCCACUCGGUCGGGCCGGGUCUGCUCGCUGUUCGGCUCGGGGACGGGCGCCGGGGACCGAGUUGCUGCAGCCCGAGGUUUUAAAUGAGCUUCUCUAAAAACAGUGCAGAUGAUUCGAUGAUUUGGAAACACUUUAAUUGAAACAAAGGCUGGAAUAAGGAAGCAGAGAAGAAGGAUGAGUCUGCUAAAACCUAGUGGGUUGAAAGCUCCCAGCAAGAUUGCCAAGCCAGCAAGUACUGCAGUGAAGCAAGCGGCUACACAAUCUGCAACAUCUGUUGCUACCACACAAAAAGCAUCAUCUGGAGAGAAAUCUUCAAGCACAUCCACCACGGAGGCUCAGGAAGAACAAGUGUCUGACUUCAGAAUUGGAGAACGCAUCUGGGUAAAUGGCAGUAAACCUGGUUACAUCCAGUUCCUUGGGGAGAGUCAGUUUGCCCCUGGCCAGUGGGCUGGAAUUGUUUUGGAUGAACCAAUCGGUAAAAAUGAUGGUUCAGUUGCUGGAGUUCGAUAUUUCCAAUGUGAACCGUUGCGUGGAAUAUUUACAAGACCUUCAAAGUUGUCGCGAAGCCCGGUGGUAGAUGGUGAAGCCAGUGGUUCACAGACUCGGGCAACAUCUGCUUCCAGAGCAACAUCACCCACAUCUACGUCAGCCAGUGCUGCAGCAGCUCCGUCUACAUCAACUGCACAAAAAGCUGCGCCAGGUGCAGCUCAGGAUUCUGCAGCUAUAUCCAAUCUCUUAAAAACGGGAAGUGAAUCUGUGUCGAAUCUCUCGGAAGCUGGUUCUGUUAAGAAAGGGGAACGUGAAUUAAAAAUUGGAGACAGAGUCUUGGUUGGUGGUACUAAAGCAGGAGUGGUGCGCUUCUUAGGAGAAACUGAUUUUGCUAAGGGGGAAUGGUGUGGAGUGGAACUGGAUGAACCCCUCGGAAAGAAUGAUGGAGCUGUGGCUGGAACAAGAUACUUUCAGUGCCAGGCAAAGUAUGGUCUUUUUGCACCAGUUCAUAAAGUUACCAAAAUUGGAUUUCCCUCAACGACACCAGCUAAAGCCAAGACAACUGUACGGAAAGUAGUAGCUACCCCAUCGAAUCUCAAGCGGAGUCCCAGUGCAUCAUCCAUCAGCUCUUUAAGCUCUGUAGCAUCUUCCAUCGGUGGCAGACCUAGUCGAUCAGGAUUGCUAACAGAAACCUCUUCACGUUAUGCAAGAAAAAUAUCAGGCACCACUGCAUUACAGGAGGCUUUGAAGGAGAAGCAGCAGCACAUUGAGCAGCUGCUGGCUGAACGAGACCUGGAAAGAGCAGAGGUUGCCAAGGCAACGAGCCACGUGGGAGAAAUCGAACAGGAGCUCACGUUACUUCGGACAGGUCACGAACAGAAUGUAUUGGAGAUGGAGGCGAAGAUGGACCAGUUACGAGCAUUAGUGGAGGCUGCUGACAGAGAGAAGGUGGAGCUUUUAAACCAACUGGAGGAAGAAAAAAGAAAAGUGGAAGAUCUUCAGUUCCGUGUAGAGGAAGAGUCCAUUACCAAAGGUGACUUAGAGACGCAGACCAAACUGGAGCAUGCCCGCAUUAAGGAGCUUGAACAGAGCCUGCUCUUUGAAAAGACCAAAGCUGAAAAACUCCAGAGGGAGUUAGAAGACACUAGGGUGGCUACUGUGUCUGAGAAGUCACGGAUUAUGGAGUUAGAAAGGGAUCUAGCAUCGCGCACAAAAGAAGUCUCAGAGCUUCAACAAAGACUUGUGAGCAUUGACGUUUCUGGUAAUGUGGAGAGUGCUCCUUUGUUGGAAGAAAUAUCUUGUUUGCGAGAUAAGCUUGCAACAUUGAACAAAGAACAUCAAAGUGAACUUAAGACAUUGAAAGAAAAACUUGAAAGCUCAGAGGAAGAUCACCAAAAGGUACUUCAACAACUGCAGGCUGCAACUGAAAAGGUAUCCAAGGAGAACAUGACUCUCAAGUCCAAAUUGGAUCAAGCUACUAAUGAAAACUCAGAGGUGGUUAGUCUGUGGAAAAGUAAGCUAGAGUCUGCAAUAGAGUCUCAUCAGCAAGCCAUGCAGGAACUCAAGUCUUCUUUCAGUAAAGGAGCAGAUUCCCAAACUACAGAGCUUCUAGAGCUGAAGAGUAACUUAGAAAAGCUGAAAGCCGACCAUCAAUUGGAACUUGAGAAUAUUAAAAUUCAGCAAGAUAAUGAAAAGUCAACCUACCUAAAAGAAACAGAAGAUUUAAAAUCUCGGCUAUCAGAAAUCACUUCAGAAAAGGAAAAAGAUAUAGAUAAUCUCAAGUCACAACUGGAAUAUGCUACAAAUCAGCACUUGGUAGAAAUGGAAGAAACUUUGACAAAACUACAGGAAACCAAAGACAAGUUACAAGAAUUGCAAAUUUUGCAGUCUAAGAGCAAUGAACAGGCACAAAUUGUUGAGGAAUUAACAGCAAAAGUGGCAGCAGCAGAACAAAAGGUGAUGGGUUAUGAAUUGCUACAAGAAGUUGAAGCACAAGAAAGAGAAGAGAUCAAAAGACUUGAAGAGAAGCUUGCAGCUGUUGAGUCAGAGUUGAAAAUCCGUGAAUCUGUAAAGCUUUCUGAAGAGAGCAAGGUUACUGAUUUGGCCAAACUGCUGGAGGAACAACAUCAGUCAGUUGUUAAUCUGAACCAAAGUUUGACUGUAGUGAGCCAGGAUAAACAAACUUUAGAGCAACAACUGCAGACCAUGAAAGAAAAGUUUGAUGGAGUAUCAGAAGUGCAGUACAAAUUGCAGCAAACGUUAGAAGAAACACUCACAAAGCUCCUUACAAAAGAAGAGCAAAACACUUCACUUUCAUCUGAGGUAUCAGAGCUCAAAUCUCAGCUUUCUGCUAUGGAAAGAAGAAUUAAAGCUGAGAAGGAAAAGGCUGAACAGCUAACUGAGGAUAAAACCAAACUUGAGAACACCAUCUCUGAGAUGAUGAAAUCUUCAGGGGACAACUCUGCCCAGCUUACAAAAAUGAAUGAAGAGCUGAAACUCAAAGAAAGGAAGCAGGAAGAGCUACAGGAACUACUUCGCCAAUCCAAUGAAAAAGUUGCUUAUUUGCAGGAGAAUUUGGAGCAAGUUAAAAAUAAAACGGAGCAGAUGCAGGAAGAGCAGCAACUGAAGCAUCAGAAUGAGCUUCAAGCAAUAAUGGAGAAAAUGACAGGCCUGCAAGAGCAGGUGGAAAUGCACAGCACGCACACUAAGGAGCUGCAAAGCAACCAUGAGAAAGUGGUUUCAGAAAUAAAUAGGAACAAUGAUACUUUAGUGAAGGAGCUCAAGACAAAUUUACAGGAAACCAAAGAGGCACUGAAGAGCUCUCAGGAGAAAAAUAAUCAAAGAGAAGAACUCAUAGAAGAACUGAAGAGACAGGUGGAACAGGUCCAGUCUUUAACCAAUGAGCUAGCAACAGCCAAAUCUCAGUAUGAGCAAAUAGCAGAGGAUGUGAGAGCUUUGAAGGGAGAUAAAGAACAGAUGAUCCAGCAAAAUGAUGCACUAAAGUCCGAGAAAGAGUCCUUAUUUUAUGAACUUUCAGAGCUGAAGUUACAGUGUACCUCCCUCCAGAAAGAGCAGCAAGUGUUAGAAUCAAAGAAUGAGAAACUUCAGUUGGAAAGAACAGCAUUUUUACAAGAGAGGCAGGAUUUUGAGAGUACUCAGCAACAACUCUGUUUGGAAAAAGAUGCUUUACUGACUGAAAAGGACCACACCUUCCUGGAAACUAAACAUUUGCAGCAGCUCCUUGAUAAGUUGACAAAAGAAAAUGAGGAUCUCCAAGCCUCACGGUCAGCGCUGAGCAACCAGCUGGAUAAUGUUCAGACAAAAAGCAAAGUGGUUGAACAUGAACAAGCCCAGUUGCUUCAAGAAAAGGAAGAGUUAUUAUUGGCCCACAGGAAAAUGAUUACAGAAAGAGAGGAACUUACAAAAGAAAAAGAUAAAAUUACUGAAAAUUUUAACAAGCUGCGUGAAGAGACAGCAGUUACUCUUGAGAAGCUGAUGAAAGAAAGAGAUGUGCUGGUGGUGGAAAAAGGUUCAUUUCUAUCGAAGUGCUCAGAGCUUGAAGCUCAAAAUGAGCUUUUAGCAAAGGAGAAAAAUCUGCUAAACUCAGUACAUGAUGAGCUAAUAUCUAAAAAUGAAGCUCUAAAUAAGGAGAAGGACCAUCUUAGUUCAAGUUUAAAGAAGACUAUCCUUGAAAAUCAGUCUUUCAUUAUCUCAAAAGAUCAACUACAAUGUAGUCAUGAUCAUUUAAAGAAUGAGCUAGAAAAAUGCUUGAAAGAAAAUGCAGAACUUCAGGCCUCAAAAUCCAGCCAGGCCAAACUCUUGGAUGAGAUUAAGAACAGCAGGGAGGUAACAGAUUCUGAACGUAUUCAGCUGCUCCAGGAGAAAGAAGAGCUAACAACAUCUCAGAGACAACUGACCAUAGAGAGGGAUGAACUAGCUAAAGAAAAAAUGGAGCUGACCGCAAAGCUGCAGCAAUCCAUUGAGGAGGCAGCUAUCGUCGCAAAACAGCUGAAUGAAGAAAAAGAUGGUCUGCAAACUGAGAAAGAUGCACUUUGUCUGAGGUACUCACAGCUGGAAACCCAGUGUGAUUUUCUGCAAAAGGAGAAGGAGACCUUGGAAUCAAAAAGCAACAUGCAAAUAGCAGAAAAUGAAUCUCUCUCGGCUGAGAUAGCCGAAUUUAAAUUGAAGCAAAGGCAGCUAGUCUCUGAAAAUGCUGCCAUUGUUGCAGAAAGGAAUCAGCUCCUCAGCAACACUGAGCUUUUACAGCGAAAGCUUGACGAAUCGGCAAAAACAAAUGAAGAGCUCCAAGCCUCGAAAUCAAGUUUCUCUACACUUUUGGAUGAAAUUCAGAAUAGCAAAAACAUUGUGGAUUUAGAAAGGCAUUCCCUGUUACAAGAGAAAGAAAGGCUGGUCGCUGAACUUCAGGAGCAGUGCACUGAAAAAGAACAUCUUACUUGUCAGAGGGUGGAAUUGGAGGAAAAAUACAGUAAGCAGAAUGAACAAAUAAGAGUACUUGAGAACCAACUAACACAGGAAAGAGAUGCUGCAAAAAUGGAAAGAGAGGCCCUCAGUGUGGCUCAUGCAGAACUUGAAAACCAUUUCCAGUUAUUAACAAAUGAAAUGGGCGUUCUUAAAGCUACGCAUAAUGAAGUGCUUUCAGAAAACUGUGUGCUAAUAAAGGAAAAUGAGGCAUUACAUGCUGAACAAAAGAAGUCUGCCUGUGAGAGGGAAAACCUCGUAGCUGAGAAAAAUUGGCUGGCAUCCACUACAGAAGAGCUGAAGAAGGAGAUUGAAAUAUUAACCAAAGAAAAUGUAGAAUCCCAGGCUUCAAAAUCAAAUCUUUUGAAACUCUUAGAUGAACUUCGCGGUAGCCAGGAGAUAUCCGCCCUGGAUCGAGUCAAGCUGCAGGAGGAGAAAGAUAAUUUGCUGGCAACAGUGCUAAACCUUAAGGCAGAAAAAGAAGAGCUGGUAAGAGAGAAUAGCAAGCUGGCAAAGUCCCUCUGCCAGUUAGACAAAGAGGCUGCUCUUUCUGCUCAAGACAAGGGAGAAACUGAAGCAAGACUGCAGCAGCUGACAUGUGACAAGGAAGUAUUGCUGAAACGUGAAGAGGACCUUUCUUCCAAAUUAAAAGAUCUUCAGGUUCAUCAGAAUAUUACUUUAUCAGAGAAGAUUGAGGCUACGAGACAGGCUGAAGAGGCUAAGCAGUCAUUAGAGCAAGUAAUGAAGGAGAAAAAUAUAUUGGACCAACAGAAGGCUGAAACUUUGGCAGAAUUGAAGGAAUCCAGACUAAAGAAUCAAAAGCUUGAAAAUGAGCUGGAAGCUCUUAAGGAACAGAACAAUAAAUGCCAAGAAGACUUGAACCACUCAAAACAGCAGCUGAGCUCAGAGAAUAACAGAAUAGGAAACCUUUGCAAAGAAAUAGAGGAGCUGAAGCUGGCAGCAGCCCAGAAGUCCCAGCAGCUGGCAGCACUACAUGAGGAAAACAGCAAACUGGCAAGUGAGCUGGGUAAGAGCAAGGACGAAGUCACCAGCCAUCAAAAGCUCGAAGAGGAGCGGUCUGCACUUAAUAAUCAACUGCUAGAAAUGAAAAAGAGCUUGCCCAAUAACACUUUAAGAGAAUCCUUAUUAAAGAAAGAGUUUGAAGAAGACAAAAACUCUUUACAGAAAUCCAUUGCAACUACCAGUGCCUUAAUCACAGAUAAAGACAAAGAGCUGGAGAAACUCAAGAAUGAGAUUGCAGUGCUACGGAGUGAGAAUGCCAUGGCAAAAAAUUUACAGUCAGUAGUUCAGUCAUUGGAAUCUGAUAAAUCAAAACUUGAACAAAAGGUACAGAGUUUGGAGAAGAAAAUCAAUGAUAACCAAAGGCAGCUUGACAACAUCACAUCCUCUCCAGGUGAACAAGUUAUUGAAGAACAAAGGGAAGAAAAUGAUUCUGCUGAGAGUCAAAUUGAUUUCCUGAACUCUGUGAUUGUGGAUUUGCAAAGAAAGAAUGAACAACUGAAAGUGCAGCUAGAAAAACUAGCUGAGGCAUCCCUUAAUGGCAAUGUUGCUGAUGAUGUAAACAACUUUGACACCUUGGAUGGGACACAAACAAAGAAGAAGCCACCACCGCGUCUAUUUUGUGACAUAUGCGAUUGCUUUGACCUCCAUGAGACUGAGGAUUGUCCCAAACAAGCACAGAUGUCUGAAUUCCCUCCACAUUCUACUUACCAUGGCAGUAGAAAAGACGAACGCCCUUAUUGUGACAUCUGUGAGGUAUUUGGGCAUUGGACGAACAACUGCAAUGAUGAUGAAACCUUCUAAUACACCACUCCACCCUAGAUAUAGUGUAUAUUUUGUUUGUGUAGAGUUCCAGUUUUUAUUUUUCAUUUCUGCUUAAAUACCAUCUUUCGCCUUUCGUUAUCCUGCACUGCACAUCAUUCUAACACCAUCUGUUACUUUACCACUAUAAACUAACUUUAGCUUCUACAGAACGACUAACUUGAAUUAUGAUUCAGUGUACAAAACUGUAGCAUUUGAAAUUUUCUGCUCCUGACCGUCAGAGUUUGUAUAAAGAGUGUGAACAUUAUAUUGAUUUCUUACUGAAUGUAAAAUAUGUCUGGAGAGUUAGGCUUAUGAACUUGUAUAUAUCUUUGAUUUAUUUUUGGCCAAAGUAAUUUACUCAGAAAUCAACAUAUGGAUAUGUUGAAUAUUUUUCUUUCCUUUCUAAAUUUGAGUAUUGAAAUGAAUGUAUAGUGUUAUAAAUUGUCGCAGGGAGAAGGUUAUAUGUAAAGACAGUAUUAACCCAAACACUGUGUGUACUGUGUCAACUUUAAUAAAUUAUUACCUUUGAUGUUUUGAUUGCCUAUAUACAAUGCAGUUUGUUUAA